CCACAAUCUCUUAAUUAUACUCCGCCUUAAGACAUGUAUUUAUACGAUAGUAAUCUCUUUACAGGUUUCAGGCUUUCAGCUAACAAAACUAAAUAUUAGCGUUACACACUCAGACUAUUACCACGAUGCUCGUUACAGUAUUCUCAAAAGUGGUAACAAUUCUCGCAAUCCUUGUCUCCACUUCUCAAACCGGUUAUGGCAUCUUCUCACCGCCUAAAAUCCCCCGUUCGCGUAAUGUUUUCCCGUCAGCCAAAGUGGUUAACUUAACCAGAGCCUCCGGUCCGGAGAGCAUAGCUUUCGAUCCAUCAGGGGGAGGUCCGUACGUUGGUGUCUCCGACGGUCGGGUCUUGAAAUGGCGCGGUAAAAAGCUUGGAUGGACCGAUUUCGCUUACACAGCGGCUAAUAGGAAGAUGUGUGUUCGCUCAUUUGCACCAGAGUUGGAGCAUGUGUGUGGUAGGCCAUUAGGAUUGCGGUUCCAUAAGAAAACCGGAGAUCUCUACAUAGCGGAUGCUUACUUUGGCCUUCUUGUUGUUGGUCCUGCUGGUGGUGUAGCCAAACCUUUGGUUACAGAAGCUGAGGGGAAGCCGAUUCGUUUCACUAAUGAUUUGGACAUUGAUGAGCAAAAUGAUGUGAUUUACUUCACAGAUAGUAGUUCCAGAUUCCAGAGAUGGGAUUACUUCGGUUCUUUCAUGACCGUUGAUAAGACUGGAAGGUUUAUCAAGUAUGACAGAUCAAGUAAGAAAGCGACGGUCUUAUUACAUGGCCUUUCAUUUCCAAACGGCGUUACAUUAAGCAAAGACCGGUCUUUCGUAUUGGUCGACGAAACAACCAAUUUCAAAAUCCUAAGGCUUUGGCUCUCUGGUCCAAAAGCAGGAACCCAAGAUGUGUUUGCUGUGCUUCCGGGUUACCCUGACAACAUCAGAAGAAACUCCAACGGAGAGUUCUGGGUCGCUAUAAAUUACUCGAUUUUCAAUGGAGAAAGACCUCAUACUAAAGCCGUGAAGUUGAGUGAAUCAGGAGAAGUUUUGGAGGUACUUGAAGAUAAGGGAAAGAGAUUAAGAUAUAUAAGUGAAGUGGAAGAGAAAGAUGGCAAGCUUUGGAUUGGUUCUAGUGUCAUGCCAUUUGUUGGUGUUUAUGAUUUGUAGUUUUGUACAUUGCUCAGACAUAAUUGUCUUUACAUUGUUAUAAGUUUCUCUGUGUAUCACAUUGUCACAACUAUGUGCGUUAACUCUCGUUGUUGUAUUGUUUUUACACGUCCACGUGAAGUUUUUUAAAAGGUUUAUGUAGUGUUUGUUAUAUA
Capsella rubella is the source of this 1300-nucleotide messenger RNA. Its product is annotated as protein STRICTOSIDINE SYNTHASE-LIKE 10. Gene Ontology annotation, biological process: biosynthetic process. Gene Ontology annotation, molecular function: strictosidine synthase activity. The coding region runs from base 126 to 1145 and encodes 339 amino acids. NCBI's taxonomy places the organism in Eukaryota, Viridiplantae, Streptophyta, Magnoliopsida, Brassicales, Brassicaceae. The transcript is spliced from 3 exons. The record is from RefSeq and is a predicted model, not a curated record.